Messenger RNA from Anguilla rostrata (American eel), 3177 nucleotides. Its product is annotated as odorant receptor 131-2-like. Bases 23 to 925 code for a protein of 300 amino acids. The record is from RefSeq and is a predicted model, not a curated record. Gene Ontology annotation, biological process: G protein-coupled receptor signaling pathway; detection of chemical stimulus involved in sensory perception of smell. Gene Ontology annotation, cellular component: membrane. Lineage: Eukaryota; Metazoa; Chordata; Actinopteri; Anguilliformes; Anguillidae. The transcript has a single exon. Gene Ontology annotation, molecular function: G protein-coupled receptor activity; olfactory receptor activity; odorant binding.
CUUCACAGACAAACGUGCCGAUAUGAACUCAACGUGGGACCGUAUGGACUCGUUUCAAGAGGCUUUCAUCAAGAACUUCAUUCUGGUUUUUCUGGGCAUAGCCAUCAACUACGUCAAUGGGACAUUUGUGGCCAUCUUCUUCACUAACCAGAUAUUCUACACUGAAUCGAGGUAUAUACUCUACAUUAACAUGGUAAUUAAUGAUAUGAUCAUGCUAUCAUUAACAGUCGCUAUACAUGUGGCGACCUAUAUUUCGCCAUUAUUCAAAAUGCCAGUCUGUUGCGUCGUAAUUAUAAUAGGCUCUACCACCCACAAGAACACCCCCCUGAACCUGGCUGGCAUGGCGAUCGAGCGCUAUAUCGCCGUCUGCAACCCGCUGCGCCACGCCGAGGUCUGCACCAUACGCAGAACCUACAUCGCCCUGGCCAUCACCUGGGGUGUGGCAGCCGUGCCUGCGUUGUCAGACCUCGUAAUUACACUUGUGACGCAACCGUUUAGUUUUUUUUCCAAAGCUCUUCUGUGUUAUUCCUUUAAUGUAUACAAUACGCGACACCAUGUGGAUAGUGUUACACCAGUGCUAGUUAUUUACCUUUCCUUCGUGUGGCUAACUCUGGUCUAUACUUACUUCAGAGUCCUGUUCGCAGCGAAAGCCGCCAGUACAGAUCCCAUUUCAGCCCGAAGGGCUCGGAAUACGAUCCUGCUCCACGGGGCGCAGGUGAUGCUGUGCAUGCUCUCGUACAUCGCCCCUUGGUGCGACAUGUUUUUCCUGCAGUUAUUUCCUCAUCACAGAACGAAGAUACUCUUCGCAACUUUUGUCAUUUCGAAUGUUUUACCGAGGCUCUUAAGUCCGCUGAUCUAUGGAAUUAGAGACCAAAAGUUGUUUAAGUGCAUGAAAGGAUAUUAUUGUGCGGCGGAGAGACAAUAAUAAAAUGCCAUUGUAAAAUAUACGUUUCACAAAUCUCUACACCAACUAGAUAAAGGGAAAGCUAUGUUAUAUACUAACAAGAGUAUGCUCAUUGUACACAGUCUUUGCGGAACUUAAUACUCUCAGAAAUUUGUUGUAGUGUUAUACUGCCUACAUACACAUCUGCACGUGUCACUUAUCCAACAUUAUGACAACUGAAAUGGACUCCAUCGAAAGAGGGUGCUUGAGAAGUUAUAUUAAGUGGAUGUUUAAAUUUAAAUUCAAGAACAUUUUUAUAAAUGAGGCUUCAGAUCUAGGAUUCCAGGUUUCCUUUCUCCAUAUUAAUCUAAUAUAAAAAAUUUAGCACUGCAUUCUUAAAUUGGAGAGAAGUUUUAUCUUGAAAUUAAGAUACACGCUGUGUUCUCGACUACUUAACACUAGAGGACAGCAUUCGCAAAGAUAAAGGCACAUAAACUGAUCAACUUGUGAAUGAUUCGUUUAAAGAAUGGUGAGUUCAAAUCGGUAGAUUGCAUUCAAAGUGAAAUUGAGUCAAAGAAUGAAAUAUCCUCAAAAUCGUGUGCUAAAAACAAUAACAAAUCAAAGAUGAAAAUUAUAAUGUCCUCAGUCUUUAUUUCCUAACUAACUGAGUGAAAACAUAACCAUAUUUAUGUUCUGCAUAGAAGGCUUACAGUAUUUAGUGAGACAUAGCAAUCUAAGAUAUCAGGUGGCAAAAAAAUAUUAAUGCCCUGAAGCAUGAAUGUGUUUCUCACACAGAGAGCCUAGCCCACACGUCUGCAUAUGUCAUGAUGUCACAGGCUUUGCAGAUGGAAUGAGCUCAAGUAGGUAAUCGAACAGAUACCGAAGUUGUAUACUGCCACAGGCUGCUCAGUAGAACUGGUUUGCUCCAUUGCCAUGCAUGCAUUUCACUUCUACAUGGGUUUCAUCCAUGCCUGGUAUCACUCUCAAUACCAAUCACCAUUGCUACAGCAUUUCUGGAUUAUCCCAAUGGACCGGUGUCUCCUUCGGUGGCACAAUGCCUUUGAGUCAAAAUCAAACUGCUUUGUAUCAAUGCUUUCGUAUAUCUACGAUAAUUUCAUCAAAUUCCCAAAGAAAAGUGAUGCAGAAGUGGUACAUGUUCAACCCCGUAACAACUAUACAACACUGUUGUAGUCAGUCCAAAAUGCAAAUCUCCCAUAGGUGUUCAACUGGGAUCUAGUCACUGUGAAGGCCAUAGCAUAUGAUUCACAUCAUUUUUGUCCUCAUCAAACCAUUCAGUGAUCCCUCGUGCCCUGUGGAUGGAGACAUUGUCAUCCUGGUAGAGACCACUCCCAUCAGGAUAUAAAUGUUUCAGCAUAGGAUGAAGGUGAUCACUCAGAAUAACUUUGUAUUGAUAUGCAGUGACCCUUCCCUAAGGGGACGAGUGGACCCAAACCAUGCCAGGGAGAUGCCCUCCACAGCAUAACAGAGCCAUCAGACCCCCACAUUAUAGGACCCCUGCAUUCUGUUCCUUGGUGUAGGCCAUUUAAAUGAAUGUGAACUUAUUUUUACAAAUGAAUACAUAUUUGUGAAUACAAAUUUUCCUAUUGCAGAAAUACCUCAUACUUUGUAUAUGGAAAUCAAAAAUAAGUUGACAAUUUCCUGGGGUAUUUAUUUAUUUAUUUAUUUAUUUUGCAAUAAGACAUACUCAAAUGUAAAAUUGGCUUGUGAAGUUUUAAAUCUGCAUCUACGUUUCAAGACACGUGUACAUUCCGGGACGUAAGUUAGUGAGUUUCUAUUUUUUGAAUUUUGAGACUUUUCUCUCGCAGUUCGUGUUCUCCGAUUGAGUCACAAAUAGCUAUCGAUCCACUCAAAAAUAGCUGGCUGUCAGUUAAAUGUAAUUUAAACAGGCCGUUUUGAACAAAACGUUCUGUUUUGAGUAUACUGGAGCCUACACAGUCAAAGGUUUUCAGAAGACUACUUAGUGAAUCUGCGUUACAAUAUACGUCUGUCUGCGUUACAUUCCACGUCUGUACUUGGAAUGUCGCGUAGAGAUAGAAAGUAAAAAUUUAAAACGUUAUUAUUAUUAUUUUUUUUGCCAUGAGAAGCAAUUUAUGGUCUAGUCCUAUUUCAGAGCCCUAUUUGUGUCUCGCUAUUUAUUUCCCUGCACUUUUUGAAACUGGUUUGUUCAUUAAAAUCCCUGAAUUCUUCCAUUUCAGACUUUUUUCACUGUUAUUGUUUUGCAGAAAUUAUCUGAUGCUGAAAAUUGUAUUUUAAUGUAUUGUUUACAUUUUUAA